Trichoplusia ni (cabbage looper) is the source of this 1792-nucleotide messenger RNA. RefSeq names its product apyrase-like. The record is from RefSeq and is a predicted model, not a curated record. The transcript has 11 exons. Gene Ontology annotation, cellular component: plasma membrane. Lineage: Eukaryota; Metazoa; Arthropoda; Insecta; Lepidoptera; Noctuidae. Gene Ontology annotation, molecular function: 5'-nucleotidase activity. Bases 123 to 1745 code for a protein of 540 amino acids. Gene Ontology annotation, biological process: AMP catabolic process.
CAGUCAUUUUUAAACAUCGAAUAGAGAUAGUCGCGAACGGAGAACAUAUGAAUAUGAGCGAAAAAUAGAAAAAACAUAAGAUUAUUUGUUUUUUUUUAACAUUUUGUUUUUAAUUUAUAAUAAUGAUAAAGUGGUGUAAUUAUUUAUUGUGUUUGUGUAUGUUAGCGGCCAAUGCUAACGUCGUGCGAGAAAAUGAAUUGUAUAAAUUGGAUAUAGUGCAUUAUAAUGAUUUCCACGACAGAUUCGAAGAGACAUCAGUGGGCUACCCAAUAUGCAAGACUAACGACACAAGCUGUUUAGGCGGCUUCGCCCGUCUCUACCAUGAGAUCAAGACCUUGUUAAUCCAGAAACCAGGAGCCUUACUCCUGAAUGCUGGAGACACCUUCCAGGGAACUUACUGGUAUACGUUAUUGAAGUGGAAUGUCACACAGCAUUUUAUUAACAUGCUGCCAAAUGAUGCUCAUGCACUAGGCAACCAUGAAUUCGACGAUGGAGUUGCAGGGUUAAUACCAUACAUCCUGGCGAUGAAAGCUCCGGUGCUUGCUGCGAACCUGGUAGCCAGCAAUGAGUCAGGGUUAUACGGCCUCUACAGGAACAAUGUGAUCUUACAGAAGAAAGGACGACGGAUCGGCAUCAUUGGACUCAUUACGAAGAAUACUGAGGUCCUCUCGAACGCUGAUGGUGUGAAAUUCCUGGAUCCAUUCGAGGUGGUGCAGCGAGAAGCCCUGAUAUUGACGGAAAAACAUGAUGUGAACAUCAUCAUAGUGCUGUCUCAUUGUGGUCUGGAUGAUGACAUGCAAAUGGCAAAAGAGGUGGGAGAGAACAUAGACGUGAUAAUCGGAGGUCACACUCACAGUCUGCUGUACAAUGGUGAGGCUCCGAGCCAGGAGGAGGUAGCUGGUCACUACCCCGUAGUAGUCCCGACUGAUGCGAAACCAGAUCAUAAGGUGCUUGUAGUAACAGCAUCAGCCUAUAGCAAGUACCUCGGUAACCUAACGGUGUACUUCGAUAACUAUGGUGAGAUGAAGAGAUUUGAGGGAGAACCAAUCUUCUUGAACAGGUCUAUUCCUGAAAGUCCAAAAAUGAAGGCACUGCUUCAGCCUUACGCUACAAAAAUACAUAAAAUAGUGAGUGAGGUCGUGGGAUACCUGAACGAUGAUAUGGACAUGAAUGAUUGCUCCUCCAAGGAAUGUGCUCUUGGGAACCUGUUCGCUGACGCAUUCUUACAUGCAACGAACAAGAAAAAGACAUCUAAAUUACCGAAAAUUUCUUUCCUGCAAAGAUGUAUGAUACGAAGUUCCAUAGCUAAAGGACCAAUCACCAAGGGCUCCAUCAUCAACAUGUCUCCCUUCACCAACAAGGUAGUGACAGUUAUCAUCGCUGGAAGACAUAUUAUCGAAGCUCUGCAAAAAUCCGUCAAGAAUCCAUGGAGAACUCGACCUUAUGCUAGUGGCUAUACACCACAUUUUUCUGGUAUCCGAGUAAAACUAAACACAACUAAGGCUGAAGUCCUUGACAUAUCAGUUAAAGUCGAUGAUGAAUUCUUACCCUUCGAUCUGGACCAGGAGUAUGAAGUGACGACCCUGGACUUCCUAACAAGAGGAGGCAAUGGAUUCAAGAUGUUCAAAGAAUUCGGUCGGGAUCUUACAGUUAUAGGCAAAGACGCCGACGCCUUAGAAGACUACGUGAGGUCAGCUUCGCCUAUCACACCGACUCUAGAUAAAAGACUUAUUCUAGUUAGCUGACAAUUUAACAUAUACACUUAGUACAAAUAAAUUUAAUUUAUAAAUUA